Messenger RNA from Musca domestica (house fly), 2455 nucleotides. Its product is annotated as 52 kDa repressor of the inhibitor of the protein kinase-like. The record is from RefSeq and is a predicted model, not a curated record. The coding region runs from base 1036 to 2037 and encodes 333 amino acids. The transcript has 2 exons. NCBI's taxonomy places the organism in Eukaryota, Metazoa, Arthropoda, Insecta, Diptera, Muscidae.
AACGGGUAUUUCUGCCGAAAAUCAAUGUUUAAUUAGUUCUGAAAGAGAUAUUCAUAUAUUUGACAUUGGCCAGUAUAUUGAAAAACCCAUUGACGACACAUUAAAACAAAAUAUUUAUCUGAACACAUGGACUCCACACUCAACCUUCAAUUUUGAAGUACAAACAAAAAAUGAAAAAAAAGAAACUUUCAAACUAAAUGGUUCGAGAGAUUUUCUUGGUUAGCAAGCAUAUUCAAAUUUUGCAAAAGGCGCAUUCUGUAAAGUUUGUGUUCUUUUUUUAAAAAAGACGGUUGUGAAAAAGGUAGCCAUCAAUUUCCCAAAUUACUUUUAUCUCUACCAUUCAAAAAUUGGAAAGAUGCAAUUGAAUGUUUCACCACCCACGAGAGCGCCGAAUACCACAAAGAGGUCACGAUAAAACUCAGACCUUUAUAUCGACAAUGAAGGAUCCAUCAAAAAGUAUCAACUUUAUUAUGGAUAAAAAGACUUCUGAAGUUCUGGCAGAACAAAAAUACAAAGUUCGUGUAGUGAUUGAAACUAUAUUGUUAUGUGGCAGAGAAGACAUCGCCUUAAGAGGAAGUAGAGAUUCCGGAACCCUUUCAUUAGACAAAAAAAAAUCAAAGCUAAGGAAAUUUGAGGGCAUUGUUGCGGUAUAGAGCAUCUGGGGAUGAUAUCCUAAAAAAAAGUUUGGAGAAUACCCCUAGGAACGCAACAUACAUAAGUCCCAGGAUUCAAAACGAGAUAAUAUUUAUUAUUGGGUCGUAUAUUCAGAAAUCUAUUGUUGAUGAAAUAAAACGGGCUGUAUUCUUUUCAGUUCUUGCUGAUGAGUCUACCGAUAUUUCCGGCAAAGAACAACUCUCACUUUGCAUACGAUUUUAUAAUAAGGAGUCGAAUAAACUAAAGGAAUGUUUCCUCUGUUAUGUGGAAGUAGAGGGAUUGACGGGGAAUGAAAUAUCUACAGUUAUAAUAAACAAAAUUGUAAGCUUGGGAUUGGAUCCUGAAUUCUUAAGAGGCCAAGAAUAUGAUGGUGCAUCAAAUAUGGCAGGAAAUUAUAAUGGAGUUCAAGCCAUAAUAAAAACGAAAUAUCCAUCGGCAAUUUAUAUUCACUGCUCCUCCCACAUACUUAACUUAAGUUUAAAUGCAGCCUCAAAGCUUCCAGAUAUUCGAAACAUUUUUUCAAUUAUUUCUGAAAUUUGUACCUUUUUUCGAAGAUCUCCUAAAAGAUCAGGUGUAUUAUCCAAAAUGUUUACAGAAGGAAAUAAGCCUUCAAAACGGCUACCAAACUUUUGCGAAACACGAUGGGUGGAACGCCAUGACUCUGUUCAGAUUUUUAAUGAGUCUCUAGAAGAAAUUAUACAAUCGUUGGAAGAACUAGGGGAAAAAGGCUGCUCUGAUGCACUUAGUUUUCAUCACAGAAUUGUGAAAUUUGAUUUUUUAUUGGGUGUGGCUGUAACAUCUCGUCUACUCGAGCUCACCCUGCACUUAUCCCAAUACCUUCAGACUGUUAACCUGGACAUAGUUCAAGCAUAUGAUCAUAUUCAUUUAGUUGUGGGAAAGUUAAAAACUAUACGAGAAAAUGCUGACGAGGAGUUCCACAAAAUAUACCUUGAAACAAGAAUUAUAGCUGAAAAAUUUGGAGUUGAAGUAUCUGUUCCAAGAAGGGUGGGUACCCAAAAGUACAGAUCAAAUGUAGCAUGUUCGGACUCAGAAUCUUAUUACAGGAUAACAUUAUUUGCACCUUAUUUGGACGAACUCAUUGCAAACAUGACAAGCAGAUUCCUUGAAAAUGAAAGUGUCGUUAAAACUUUGUCAAAUAUUGUACCCUCUAGAGUUGUAAGCUGUUCGUAUAACGAUUUUCAAGAUAUGAUGAAUUUUUAUGAAAAAGACUUGAGAAACUGUAAGCGAGAAGUUCUAUCAGAGUUGGAAUUAUGGAUCACGAUGUGGAAGAGAAAAACGUCCCGAACAUCCAAUCCUCUUGAAGCAAUUGUAGACUGUGAUGAAAAUCUGCAGAAAGGAGUUUUUCAACAUUACGUAGAAUAAAAACGUAUCUCCGAAACCAAAUGCAUAGUCAACGAUGUUCGUCAUUAGCCCUAAUGUCGGUAUAUAAAUGUGAUGUAAAUAUAGACGAUAUUCUAAAUAUCUUUUUUUCUAAAAAUAGGAAGCUAAAUAUGUUAAACUAAAACAUUUUAUAAGUAACACUGUAUUUAAUGAUCUCAAUGUGUAUACUAAGUAUACAUAUAGCUUAUAUACUGAAUAUAACUUUUUUUCAUUUAUUUUUAUAAAAAUUGAAUUAACAGAAUUAAUAAAAUAUUAAAAUUAUAAUAAGACUAAUUCAAAUUUACCUACAUAUCUUUUAAUGGGAAAUUGAAGCUAAUAAUAUAUUAAGAGUUGCUGAGCAUCCCUACAUUUCAGGAGUAGGUCAAGUUGACUUUCUUCCAUAUCGCACAGAGGCUCAACC